AUGGAGGGUUUUCUCCGGCGACGUGAUCUUCCGAGUUUGUUCCGCUCCGGUGCCCUAUCUGAUCGAACGAUAGCUUUGAUCAAGAUGGAGGGCGAAGAAAACGCCAAACUCGCAGCGGCAGCAACGCCAUAUUCACCGUCAUCAAACAGUUUGUGGGAAAGAAGACAAGAGUUGCAUCACUUGGCUAGACUCACAACAGUCCAAAUCUGUGAUAUACGUAAGCUUUGGAAAUCUUGCAAUGAUGAUGAGAGUCCAGCUCAUGGAGUUUUGGCACGGUUUGGUGAAUAG
Ilex paraguariensis (yerba mate) is the source of this 288-nucleotide messenger RNA. NCBI's taxonomy places the organism in Eukaryota, Viridiplantae, Streptophyta, Magnoliopsida, Aquifoliales, Aquifoliaceae. The record is from the annotation of a GenBank genome assembly.